CUCCCCAGCAGCCCCAUUAGUGCAUCCAUUCCUCGGGGCCCGGGAUUCCUCCGAAAUGUUUUUCAAAAAAGAGAAAAAUAAGCUGUAACCAAGGAGGUUGACGCGCCGGGCUUUCCUUUAUAUCCUCCCCAAGGUACUGCAAAGGCUGACGGCAGAUUCUGGACCCAGGUCGAAAUUCCACCUCCUGAUUCCCUGAACCUACUCCUAUCGAACCUAUCGAUUCCCAUUCCGUGCCCAGGUAUUUGCCUGGAUUCCCAAGCCUAAGCCAGGUGAGCAGGCUAACAGGCAAGGGAUGGGCAGGUAGAGAACGGGAGACAGAGGCAAGCAAGGACGAAAAACUAAGAAACUGGCAGGAGAGCUGCGAGGAUAGUGAGCAAACUGCACUGAUCUCUCACAAGCCAGAGGGAUCUGAGACUGCAUAGACUAUUCCAAACUUCGAACAGAUGAAUAUUUGGGCUCAAGUUGCCGAGGCUCAGGAGGAGGGAUAUGGAGCACAGGAGCAGGAUGCCCCGGGGCACCUGGCCUGCUCAGAAAGCACCCAGGCAGAGUAGAUAACAGACCCGAGGCUUCCACAGAGAGAGAGGAAAACGUCCGACAAAGAAAUGGGCAGUGAGAGCCAAGAGAGUCCAGCAUCCACGAAUCGUGAAGAUCUUUGGGAUUUUAAAGCAAAGGGAAAGUAGUGUGCCUCGGACUCCCCUAGGUCCAAUCCCUCUUUUCAUCAAUCCUCUCCCUUUAAUUAAAACUGCUCUUCUCUCCUCCUCCCCCCCCCCCAUUCCCCGGAAGAAUGUGUCCAGGGAAGGGUUAAAAAUCCUAGUCCCAGCUGACAGUCAGCUGAUUGGCCUCUGAUUGACAGCUCCGAAAAGUUUCCUUGUUUCUAUACUAUUAUGCUAAUCGGGGCUGGUUUUGAGGUCCCUCAUUGGUCCGGAGUCGGAGUCAAUUUCCCAGCUACGUCAGAACUGCUAUAAAACUCAGCAAUUGCUUUAAACUCUUCUUGCUGGAUGAGGCUUUAAAAUAUUUUUCAUCUUCUAGCCAUAGCCUGAGCUGACUUUUUCCCCCCUUUCGGAAUUUGGGUUGACUCCCCUCAGCCAGCCCCCUUCCCCUCCCCCCACCCCCAGUAGUUCGCUUUCCUCUUGGCCAUCCCCACUGCACCUCUCCCUUGCACUUUGCACUGGGGGGAAGGGGGGAAGAAAAGAAGGAAAGAGAGAGAGAGAGAGACAGAGACAGAGACAGAGAGAGAGAAAGAGAGAGAGAGGCAUGAAGUGCUGAGCUCCCCUCUUGCAUCCAGCCCCAGAAGCGGCAGCGGCGGCGGCGGCAGCAGCAGCGGCAGCAGCAGCGGCGGCGGCGGCAGCAGCGGCAGCAGCGGCGGCAGCAGCAGCAGCAGCAGCAGAAACAGCGAACGGCGCAGCACGCCCGCCGCCCCCCAGCCCAGCCCCCGCGGCCAGCUGCAAACCCCGAGAGCGAGUCCUCCCUAUGCAAAAAGGAGCGAAGAGGUGUGGGAAGGGGGCGGCCCAAAGAGAGCAGCCGCGGCGCUCCGGGACGCAUCCCCUGGUGCCGUAGGAAAGCCGAGUCCCGGAGAAGAGAAGGGACAGAGACUGAGACCGAGGCAAAGGCAGAGGGAGACUCGCACACACCCACCCACCUACCCAACCCAGAGGCGCACACACGCAGAGACACAGACCCACAGACCCACACACACACGCGCGCGCACACACACAGAGGCGCGCGGGGGGGAGGGGGGACGCGCUCGGGCGUGAGCGGGGGCCCCGGCCGGCCAGAGGGGGUGGGGAGCGGGGGCUUGCUGCGGGUGGGCCUGUUGGGCGAGGGGAGCGAGAGGCCGAAGCAGAUCCUUCCCGGCAAGCUGGCUCACCCGCUGGCGACUCAGCACAGUUCGCUGGCUCCCCUUCUUCAGCCCAUCUGGAGGAGCAGCGGCGGCGGCGGCGGCGGCAGAAGGAUGGCAUCAGAGCUGGCAAUGAGCAGCUCCGACCUGCCCACCAGUCCCCUGGCCAUGGAAUAUGUUAAUGACUUCGAUCUGAUGAAGUUUGAAGUGAAAAAGGAGCCGGUGGAGACGGACCGCAUCAUCAGCCAGUGCGGCCGCCUCAUCGCCGGGGGCUCGCUGUCCUCCACGCCGAUGAGCACGCCCUGCAGCUCCGUGCCCCCCUCGCCCAGCUUCUCGGCGCCCAGCCCGGGCUCGGGAAGCGACCAGAAGACUCACCUGGAAGACUACUACUGGAUGACCGGCUACCCGCAGCAGCUCAAUCCGGAGGCGCUGGGCUUCAGCCCCGAGGACGCGGUCGAAGCGCUCAUCAGCAGCAGCCACCAGCUCCAGGGCGGCUUCGAUGGCUACGCCCGGGGCCAGCCGCUGCCCGGCUCCGGGGGCUCCCUGGGCGCCGAGGAGGUGGGCUCGUCCGCCGCUGCCGUUGUGUCGGCCGUGAUCGCGGCAGCCGCGGCGCAGAGCGGAGCGCCACACUACCACCACCAUCACCACCACCCCGGGGGCCACCACCACCCGCCGGGCGCCGUGCCCCCCACAGCCUCCGCCGCCUCCGCUGCAGCCGCAGCCGCAGCCGCAGCGGCCGCGGCCGCCGCGGCCGCCUCGGGCCCCGGCUCGUCCAGCUCCAGCUCCAGCUCGUCCAGCUCCAGCUCGUCCGGAGGCGGCGGCAACGGCGGGGGCGGCGGCGGCGGCGGCUCGGCUGCGGGGGCCGGCGCCUUGCACCCUCACUCGCACCCGCACCCGCACCCGCACAGCAGCCUGCACUUCGACGACCGCUUCUCCGACGAGCAGCUGGUCACCAUGUCAGUGCGGGAGCUCAACCGACAGCUCCGGGGGGUCAGCAAGGAGGAGGUGAUCCGGCUGAAACAGAAGAGGAGGACCCUUAAAAACAGAGGCUAUGCCCAGUCGUGCCGCUUCAAGAGGGUCCAGCAGAGGCACGUCCUGGAGUCCGAGAAGAAUCAACUCCUGCAGCAAGUUGAGCACCUCAAACAGGAGAUCUCCAGGCUGGUCCGGGAGCGGGACGCCUACAAAGAGAAAUACGAGAAAUUGGUCAGCAGUGGCUUCCGAGAAAACGGCUCGAGCAGCGACAACCCGUCGUCUCCAGAGUUUUUCAUGUGAGUUUUACACUCAAAUUCAAGCUUGCCACCCUAAUCAGUUCUCCAUGUGAAUGAGGUCUGGGCUUGGGGCUUGCUAGUCCAAGAACCGAGCUUGCCACCACCCAAUUGUUUUUUUUUUUUCUUUCUUUCUUUCUUUUUCUUUUUCUCUUUCUUUUUCUUUCUUUCUUUCUUUUUCUUUUUCUUUUUUUUUUUAAAGCAACACUCACAAACCCAACAUACAAAGUCCUUCCCUGAGUUUUGUGGUCGCAGUUGUUUGUUUUUGGUGGGGGAGGGAAUGGGGCUGGCUCACUUAAUUGCCAACCUUAAAUUCUCCAUGACUUGCUUGCUAUUUUUUAACCUCCCCCCCCCAACACUUGCUCAAUGUUCAAACAUCCCAACUGAGUUCUUCAUGUGAAGCAUGGCUCACCUUUGAAACCUGCCGUCAUUCACUUUUUUUUUUCUUUUAAUUUUUCAGUUCCUGAGCUAGUGUUUCUGGGUUUGUUGUUGUUUUGUACUUUUAAAAAAGCAUUUAUUUGGGGGAACUUGCUGUGUUGCCUCCAUUCAUCUUCCACCCACCACCAACCCACCUCCACCCCACCGGAAAAAAAAAAGAAAAGAAAAAAAAUCAAAGUUUUCUUUCUUUUUUUCCCUCCCCUCCCAUCUUAAGUUCUUCAUGUGAGAUUGAGUUUGCGGAAAUGUGAAGUUGUAGACUUGCAGCUUGCUGAAUCCCAUCGGUUUUUAGCGUUGUUAUGCUAAACUAGAGAAACCAAUCCCGAUCAACCUGCCAAAAAUUCAAGCCUGCAUCAAUCAGCCUGCCUUCCUUCCGGGUGUGUACAUGUGAGUUUGGGCCUUAGCCUGCCAAACUGGAGACUUUUAGUUUGCCAUUAGAAACUCAUUCUCAUCUCAUGCAUUAUGCUUGCAACUUUGUCUUAGCAACAAUGAACUGUUAACUGUUUCAAAAGACUUUAUGAAAAAAAAGAGACGUUAUAUUAAUAAAAAACCUGCAUGCUGGACAUGUAUGGUAUAAUUAUUUUUCUUUUUUUUUCUUUUUGUUUUUUGUUUGUUUGUUUUUUUUUUUUUUGGCUUGGAAAUGGACUUGGAGACUAUUAUGGCAUGGCAUCCAUACUUCUGUUUAUUGCCUCAUCACUUUUUGAAUUGAGAAAGCAAAAAAAAAAAAAAAAAAAAAAAAAAAAAAAAAAAGCAACCCUAGACCCUCCUUCCCAUGAAAGUUUGCAUCUGCUCUAAAACUGCUUUGAGUUCCUCAAACUUCAGACUUCCACUUAAAUGCACUGAAGGCAUUCCCUGUCAAAGAUGCCUGAAUGGAUUCAUAAUUUAAUGUGGCAAAAAUUAAAGAACUUUUCAUGGUGUUUAAGAGCAACAACCCAGUUUGGGAACUAAAAUUGUGCUGUUGCCUAAAAGCAGUCUAAAAUUUAUUUUUAAAAAAAUAAAAUCUGCCCCAUUUUUCCCCUUUUGGUCAUUGUCAAAUAUGGAAUGCUAUGGGUUCCUGGUAUAUAAUUUAAUUCUAGUUUUUAUAAUCUGUUAGCCCAGUUAAAAUGUAUGCUACAGAUAAAGGAAUGUUAUAGAUAAAUUUGAAAGAGUUAGGUCUGUUUUAGCUGUAGAUUUUUUAAAAGAUUGAUGCACUAAAUUGUUUACUGUUGUGAUGUAAAGGGGGGGGUUAGAAGUUUGCAAGGGGACUGUUUAAAAAGUAGCUUAUCCAGCAUGUGCUUGCAACUUAAACAUAAGUUGGGUAUAUGUAGUCCUUGCUAUACCAUUGACUGUAUUUGAGAACCAAAGUAUUAAAAGGGGGAGCACCCCAUUUAUAUCUGUAGGGGGUAUUUUACAUUCAAAAUGUAUGUGUUUUUUUUUCAAAAUGAAAAGUAUUGGGGACUGAAUUGCACUAAGAUAUAACCUGCAAGCAUAUAAUACAAAAAUUGCAAAACUGUCUAGAACGCUAAUAAAAUUUAUGCAGUUAUAAAAGAUGGCAUUACUGCACAGUUUUAUGAUGAUGCAGAUUUUUUUACAGUUGUAUUGUGGUGCAGAACUGGAUUUUCUGUAACUUCAAAAAACAAACAAAUCCACAGUUUUAAAGGCAAUAAUCAGUGAAUGUUAUUUUCAGGGACUGACAUCCUGUCUUUUAAAAAAAAAAAUGGAAAGUAAACCUUACCACAAUAAAUUUAAAAAAAUCUUGUCAGUUAUUUUUCUUUGACAUUUUGCUGUGCAAAAUUGUUUUAUAUCUUGAGUUACUCAACUAACCACGUGUGAUGUUCCUCUGUGCUUUUUCUUUCAUUUUCAACUCUGGUUAUAUCAAAAGAAAGAAUAAUCUACAAUAAUAAACUGCAAUUUUGGAUUCUGCA
This is a messenger RNA of Antechinus flavipes (yellow-footed antechinus), 5441 nucleotides long. It is a transcript of the gene MAF, whose product is annotated as MAF bZIP transcription factor. Lineage: Eukaryota; Metazoa; Chordata; Mammalia; Dasyuromorphia; Dasyuridae. Gene Ontology annotation, cellular component: nucleus. Gene Ontology annotation, biological process: lens fiber cell differentiation; regulation of transcription by RNA polymerase II. Bases 1952 to 3109 code for a protein of 385 amino acids. The transcript has a single exon. The record is from RefSeq and is a predicted model, not a curated record. Gene Ontology annotation, molecular function: RNA polymerase II cis-regulatory region sequence-specific DNA binding; DNA-binding transcription factor activity, RNA polymerase II-specific.